Molecule: messenger RNA, 3259 nt
Organism: Cydia strobilella
Lineage: Eukaryota; Metazoa; Arthropoda; Insecta; Lepidoptera; Tortricidae
Gene: mh
Product: DNA-dependent metalloprotease SPRTN
Exons: 3
Coding region: 103-2304 (733 amino acids)
Biological process (GO): DNA repair
Cellular component (GO): nucleus
Molecular function (GO): polyubiquitin modification-dependent protein binding; single-stranded DNA binding; metalloendopeptidase activity
Source: RefSeq, a predicted model, not a curated record
AGAUCCGAGAAGAGAAAUAUUUUUUAUGUUAUUUUAAUUAAUUUAUUAGAAAUGAAAGCUGCACAAGUAUUAAAUUAGUUAGUGAAAAAUUAAGUAACCACUAUGAAUUUGGGAGACCCGGACUUGGAGUUGAUAGACCCUACACCGAACGUACAUGCAUUGUUCAUCCAGUUUGAUAGGACAUUCUUUUGGGCUAAACUUGCAAGCAGAGCCGUUGUCCGUUGGAGUAAGCGGAUGUAUUCCUGCGCUGGUAUAUGCUCCUAUGAAGGUAGGGGAGGCCUCUGUGAUAUAGCUCUCAGCGAGCCUCUAUUGAAGCUACGCCCUCGCAAAGACCUAGUGGAGACAUUACUGCAUGAAAUGAUCCAUGCAUUCCUGUUCAUUACACAGCGGGACCAAGACCGGGACGGCCAUGGCCCAAACUUUAAAGAGCAUAUGUACAGGAUCAACAAGGCGGCUGGGAUCAAUAUCAGCAUUUAUCACGACUUUCACGAUGAGGUUAAAAUGUACCAGACUCAUUGGUGGCGUUGCAAUGGGCCCUGCCAGUUAAGAAGACCUUACUUCGGAAUUGUGCGGCGAACUACGAAUACCGCUCCCGGGCCCAGGGAACGGUGGUGGGAGCAGCAUCAGAGGACUUGUGGAGGUACAUUCAUUAAAAUCAAAGAGCCAGAAAAAAAGAACAAGAAAACGCCAAAAGCCCAACCUAAAGGUGAUAUUACUAAGUAUAUAACUAGUAAUAAAAAAACUACAACUGGGGAGUCAAAAAUUGUUCAAAUAACUGAUAUUAAGUCCAGCACACCUCAAGUGCCAACAAAAUCAAACAAUUCAAGCACAAUUGUGGUGACUCAGAAAGGUGUUAGGAAUCCUAUAAAUAAACCAGCAGUGAAGCCACCUUCCUUUGUUAUUGGAAAGUAUUAUACUAUUGGAGGCACUAGCACUAGAGUCCGAUCUAAUUCCGUUGAUGCUGCUGAAGCAGUCAGAAAUGUUUGGGCUAAAAAACAAUUGACGCCUAGUACUGGGUCAGCCAAUGCUGCUGAAACGGUCAGAAAUACUUGGGCUAAAAAACAAUUGACACCUGUUGCAGUUUCGCCCAUUGCUGCUGUUAAAGAAAAAAAUUACGAUCAUGUCCAAAACUCAACUACUCUAAAUGUUUUUCCUAAGACAACAUCAACUAAUAUGAACAAUAAUGAUUUCAAUAAAAAAGUAGCCAAACAUAAGACUCAAUGUGAACAUGUUGAUUCUCCGCCUGUAAAAGUAAAAAAGAUUGAUGAUUACUUCAAGAAGAAUGUGACGUCCUUGCUUAAAGAUAUUUAUGGUACCAAUAUUGAAGUUGUAGAAUCCAAUAAUAAUAACAAAUUGGUUGCUGUUAAUAGCACUAGUACCAGCAGCUCACACACUUUUCGAGUCGAUUGUCCUAUAUGCGGAUUAAAAAUAGAGGAACAAAAUAUAAACAGCCACUUAGAUGAAUGUUUAAAUAAAGAUUUAAUAUCAAAAAUCUGCAGUGGGAAUGAAACGGCAGCAACAUCUCUAGUUAAAACAGAGCCAGUUCCGUUAGAUAAUAAUAAGGACCUACUAAAUCCUACAGUGGGGUAUAAAGCUUCAAAACAAGUUUCAAAAGAAAUAUUAGCUACUUUACAAACGAUUCCACAUUACAAACCAAAACUAUUGCCUAAGCAAGAAUCUGAAAUUAAAAAGGAGAUGAAUAAAUUUGUUACCACAUUUAGGGGAACAUUCUGUAAUGAGACUGAAGUAAUUAAUGAACCAAAUAAUUUAGACGAUAAUAUAGACUGGAACGAUCAUUUGAAAUCGCAAAUACCAAAAAUAAAGCUAGAACCUAUAGAUCUGUAUAAAGCCGAGUCAGUUGUAAAGAAAGUUCAAUUUGAUAAACCUCUAAGGAAAUCUGAUAACGUUAUUGUACCAAAAGAGGAGAAAGGAGGAAGCGGUCAUCCCUUAAUAGUAGAAGAUGCCAAAGUCAAAUCACCUGUAGUAAAAAAAGAACCUGGAACUGGUACAGUAUCUGUUCUGACUGAGCAGAAUUGUCCAUGCUGUGGUAGUAAAGUCACUAAACCUAUGGAUGAACACUUGGACGAGUGUUUGGCAUUCUUCGCAACUGACACGGCACCUGAAAACAACGAAGCGUCUACGAGUUUCGCCAACCAGACUAUAGUGAUAGAUGACGACGAUGACGACUUGUUCGACGAGUCGCAGGUGUUCAACGCCACUGGAACCAAGUGGCCGUGCCCGUGUUGUAUGCAGAUGGUUGAAAAUGAUGAUAUGAAUGCGCAUUUAGAUAGCUGUUUGACUUAAAAUACUAAUUAUUAUUCAUUUAUCCAUACUGAUAUUAUAUAUGCGAAAGUCUGUCUGUCUGUCUGUCUGUGUGUUCCCUCUUCACGCUUAAACCGCUGAAUCGAUUUAGAUGAAAUUUGGCAUAGAGAUAGGUUGAGUCCCUGAGAAGGACAUAGGAUAGUUUUUAUCCCGAAAAUCAUCCCUUAAGAAAGUAAAAAGCGGGGUGGAAUUGAGAUAAUUAACGAAGUGCCUGCUAAUUUGUGUGCAUAAUAUGCUCAAAUUUAGAUUGCUAUGAGAUAUUUUCCAGGCGCUAUUCUUACUCUAGCUGCGGUUACUAAGUCCACGCAGACGAAGUAGCGGGCAAAAGCUAGUUACUAAUAAUUGUAACUUAUUAAGAGUCCCCGGCAAGCUCGGUUCUCCAUACAAACUGAAACUUUGUACUUACAAUAGGAUAAGGUAUGUCUAUGUCUGUCAUUAGUUUAUGUAGCUUCAGGUACCAUAGUUAAAAAAAUACAGCGAAUUUAAGUUUUUCGUACAAAACUUGUUUUUGCUCUAUUUCGUUUGUUUUAUAAACUGAAGCUAUAUAAACUAAUUACAGACCUACAUAUACGUCAUGUCAUUGUAUGUGCAAAGUUUCAUUUCAAUCCAACACGUACUUAGUUUUAAUAUGAGAACGAAACUCCGUUUGUAUGAGAAGGUGAAAUUCGGCCGAGCUUGCCGGGGAGUCUUAAUCGUAGUGAUAAUACUACACCUUAUAAAGAAAGUCACCCGACGCUACUAUCUGUUUGUAUGUAUGUAUGUUCGCAAUAAACUCAAAAACUACUGAACGGACUUUCAUGCGGGUUUCACCUGUCAAUAGAGUGAUUCCUGAGGGAGGGUAUAGUCGUAUAAUUUGUUAACGUUUUGUGUAACCCGUGCGAAACGGGGCGGGUCGCUAGUGUUUAAUAUUAAUUGUUAAAUUUGUGUGAUAUGAAGA